This is a messenger RNA of Oryzias latipes (Japanese medaka), 3441 nucleotides long. Its product is annotated as Scm polycomb group protein like 2. Gene Ontology annotation, cellular component: nucleus. Gene Ontology annotation, molecular function: chromatin binding; histone binding. NCBI's taxonomy places the organism in Eukaryota, Metazoa, Chordata, Actinopteri, Beloniformes, Adrianichthyidae. Gene Ontology annotation, biological process: negative regulation of DNA-templated transcription. The record is from RefSeq and is a predicted model, not a curated record.
AGCCUAUCCAGCCAGCCUUCACUUGUAUUCGCUCACAGUCGGAGCACGAUCUUUGGCAUAUAUUAUAUCCGUGUAAGCAUUCACUACAUUCGUGAAAAAAAUGGCAGCUGACGAAUAGAAAAAAGUGGAUCUUCGCUCGGAAAACGACCGCACUCAGACUACAGAGAUACGGGCUUAGCGUCUCUUUACACUCCUGAAGUGGGACCAUAGCUUAUCUGUUGCCAUGGGAAAAACUCCACUGAAAGAUCAAAAGGAUGAAAAAAAGGAAAAGGCGGGAAAAGCAGCUCCAUCUCCUGCUGCCAGCCCUGCAACUGCUACAGACUCCUUCAGCUGGGAGCAGUACCUUAAAGAAACAUCUUCCACACCUGCUCCACCCGGCUGCUUCCGGCAGUCCAGAGUCCCGCCGUCCAACGACUUCAAAGUGGGAAUGAAGCUUGAAGCUCACGACCCCCGUAACUCCACCUCAGUUUGCAUCGCCACUGUGAUGGGGAUGACCGGAGUUCGUCUCCGUCUGCGCCUGGAUGGAAGCGACAACAGCAAUGACUUCUGGAGACUGGUCGACUCGUCUGACAUCCAACCCAUCGGCACCUGCGAGAAGAAUGGAGAUAUGCUGCAGCCGCCGCUGGGGUUCCGGAUGAACGCCUCCUCCUGGCCCAUGUUCCUCCUGAGAACUUUGAACGGAGCAGAGAUGGCUCCAGUCGCAGCCUUUAAAAAGGAGCCUCUCAGACCCCCCCAGAAUCUUUUUAAGCCCGGCAUGAAGCUGGAGGCCGUGGACAAGAAGAACCCCUACCUGAUCUGCCCCGCCACCAUUGGAGACGUGAGGGGCGAUGAGGUGUUUGUCAUGUUCGAUGGGUGGCGGGGGGCCUUCGACUACUGGUGCAAGUAUGACUCCCGGGACAUCUUCCCCAUGGGCUGGUGUUCCCUCACCAAGCACAGCCUGCAGCCCCCAGGAAACAGUGUGACUCUUCCCAAAAGCCUGCAGGUUCUUCCAUCAUCGCCCUCCAAACCCAGCAGACGUUCCAUGCAGUCCCCGUACAGAUUCCCCACGCCUCUGCCCGCUCUGCCCGUCAGGAAAGGAGUACGGGGCCGGAGGCCCAAGAGCGAGACCAUGGCUCUGCUCAAAGCUGUGGCAGAGGCCGCCGCCGCCGCCCAGAACGGAGGCGUCUCUGAAAACACACAGGUCCUGCCCCGGGUCUACAAGAAGAGGGGCCCCAAACCUGGAAGCAAGAGAAAGUCUAAGUUUCUCCAAAGCCCGGGAUCGUUACCCAGCAUCCAGAUUCCUCAAGAAAGCCCUCCCAGUCACGGUUCUGUGGUGUCAACAGUGUGUGUGUAUGUGAACAAGCACGGAAUCUGUGGCCCCUACCUGGACAGGAAGGAGAUGCAACAUUUGCCGGACCACUUUGGCCCGGGCCCGGUGAACCGCGUGCUCCAGCAGGUGGUCCAGUCGUGCAUCGACUGCGCGUACCAGCCGAAAGUCCUGCUCAGCGCCCUGCAGACGGACGCAGGAGGAGGAGAGAUCGUCAGAGUGAGAACAGACGGCGGCAUCCGGGUGAUCAGACUGCCGUCAGCCUCCAGUGCUUCCUUCGUGCUGCGCUUCCUGGAAAGCAUGUGCCGUCAUCUUCAGUGUGACAAUCUGUUCAGCAGCCAGCCGUUCAGCCACUGCACUGCUUACGACAGGAACAAACCAGUGAAGGAGGAGACCAUGGAUGCCCCCUCUGUGGUCCGAGGCAGUAAACGUAGUCUGUCUGGGGUCUCCCCGCCGUACGCAGCCCCCCUGUCUCCUAAACAGUUACGCGCUGAAGCCCACCCAUCAGAAGAGACUCUGCCUCAUGAGGAGAAUAGUUUAACGAAGGCGCAGCGAUACAUGGACUCUGCCUCCAACUCCAUGACGCCUCGACCCCAAACUGUGCGAAGUUCUUCCGAGUACCACUCCCAGACCGGCAGCCUGUACCACCACAGCAGCAGCUUCUCCUCCAGCCCAGCAGAGCUCGGCUCGCCGCAGCCCCUGAGGCGAGUAGAAGCAGCAAGCUCCACCACAGGACCCGAGUCUCUGUCAGACCUCGACCCUCUGCAUCUGCCCAAUAAAAACCCCUCCUGCUGGACCAUCGAAGAAGUGAUGCAGUUUGUCAAACAUGCAGACCCCACGGCGUUGGCGCCUCAUGCAGAACUGUUUAGAAAACACGAGAUCGACGGGAAAGCUUUGAUGCUUCUGCGCAGCGACAUGAUAAUGAAGUACAUGGGGCUGAAGCUGGGGCCGGCCCUCAAGUUGUGCCACCACAUAGAGCGGCUCAAACAAGGCAAGCUGUAACAGCAGCCUGCCACGCCCACCUGGGCCACGCAGGAGCCACAUGUUACUCCGGACUCCCCCUGGAGGGACACACAAGACGUUACAACUUCCAGAGUGGAGGCUGCGCAUUACCUCAUCUCCGCAUCGGCGAAACAAAAGCUGUUCCGAUUUCACAACACCCAAAUCUAAAAUAAUCCCUCUAGUGUUUACACUGCAUGGCAACACGUGUGGCCACUGUUGUUGGGAUCCGGGAUCUGGAUCCCCAAAGGUGGAGAAGGUUUCUUCUGAUCAAUGACUGCUGAGUCUCCAGUCCCCAGGAUCCUCAACCUUCUUCCUUGAAGAGAUACGGACGUGUGUGUUCUUUGGGAACGCCUGCCCACAGGACGCUCCUGUUCCUCCGAUGUGUUCGGGAAUCAUGAAUUCUGACUUCCUAAAGCUGAACUUUAUAAAUUCCACCGAGCGCUGCGAGCCGUGGAGGAUGUCCCGUCUUCGCAGCCCUCACAUCGCCUCUCAAAGGUGAAUCAAACGCCAGGAGUCCCGCUUUCACCGCCUCCAGGUGACAUCUCUAAGGGCUUCUGAGUUCUGGAUCCUUGUUGGUCUGCCUGAGUGUUGUCACUUUUGACUUUUACAAUCACUGUAAGCAACAAGCGCAGGUGUUGAUGGGUUUAACCAUCAACACCUGCGCUAGAAUGUACAUUUUGUAAAAACGAAUAUUUUUUUGGUAAAAUCAUAUAGAAAUGUGAAGACAAGGGGAAAGUAUUUCAUUCUUGUUUUUUUGUUAAAUAUUCGCGCAGUGCUUUUAGUUGAAAUACUAGACUCCUGCCUUGCUUCACCUCUGACAUUUCUCAGGUUGAUGUGCUCUUUGUUGAUAGAAGCUUUUGUAGCAUAAUGUUUAUAUAAAACACAGCAUCGUCCUGUGACCCCGCCCCUUACCUUAAGAUGUGCCAUACUAUACUCGACACAGGAUGGAAGUGCUGUUUAUACAUCCUUUUAAAAAGUACUUGAAAACUAUGUUGGAAAAUGUACCUUGUUCAUGGAGUCCCACCCGACAAAGGGUGUGGGUAUGAUGUGUAUUUUUUUCUAUAACCUACUAAAGGAAAACAGUCUGCUUGUCAUUUAUCUGAGGGAGAAUAUUAAAAGACAUCUACGGUAGA